AUGAACGCAACCUAUCUUAUAAUAUUCAUACUUAUUGUUUUUUCCAAUAUUAUUCAUUCACAAUGGAUUCCACGUAAAGAAAAUGGCGAAAAUACCAAUAUAUGUAAAAAGCUUAAUGAAUACGUUAAUUCAUCUAAUUCCAAAGAAGAAUUUCUUAAUUAUUAUGAUAUAAAAGCUUGUUAUGAAUUAGCACCGUACAAUAAAACAAAGGCAAUUCAGGUAAUAGAAACAGUGAAAGAAAAUCUUAAAGGGUUCUAUGCGUUACUAGAUCAAGCAAAAGAAGAACAAGAUUCAGGAUUUGCUUUAAGACCCAUUGACCUAAUAUCUGAAUUAGAUUUGGUGUUAAAGAAUAAUUAUUCGCACGAAUUUCAAUUUAUUUACGCUGUUGCAGAUCUUAUCGGAGAAUUGAGAGAUGGACAUACCAAACUGCAUUCUUAUAAUUAUCACAAAUACGGUUUUCAUCAAGGACUUUCCAUGUAUUCUGUGAUUAGGAAAGAUGGCACGCAGCAAAUUAAAAUUUUUAAUGACAUAAAAGAACCUAGCAACACCGAUUGUCAAGUUAUAGAUAUAGAUGACAAACCAGCGAUUGAUGUAAUUACAGAAUUUGCUAGAAAUCACACAAAUUUGGCAAGAGAUUUGAGUUCUCGAUUUAAUUCAGCCCUUGCAUCACUUGCUUUUAGAAAUGGUGAUUUUUAUAUCGCAGGACAAUUAUUCACAGUUAGAAAUCAAUUGCCAAAAUAUCCAAGUAUUUCUUACACUCUUAAUUGUAAUGGUAAAAUUUCCAAAAUUACUCGAGAAUGGCAAGUUCCUAUUAACAGUGUGCAAUAUAAAUCUCCAUAUAUUAAUGGGACUUCAGUCGGAAAAUCAACUUUAAUCUUUGAUGCAGGCAUUGCCGGAUUUUAUAUAUUACAGGACUUUGGCGUGGUCUUGAUUUCAACUGAAAAACCUUUAAAUAGUGACGUAUAUCGUUUUCUAACUAAUGUAACCAUUGGAUUUAAAUUACUUGCUGACAAAGGUAUAAAAAGGAUCAUUUUGGAUUUAAGUAAUAAUGAAGGUGGUCAAAUUUUUGUUGCACACUAUAUAAACAAACUCUUAUUUCCAAACAUACAAACAUUUCCAUUGGACUAUAAGGUUAAUAAUAUUUCUAUUCCAUUUAUAAAAGAAAUGUCAAAGCUUAAAAAGGAAAUUGGAAACAUAUUUAAUUAUAAGACAUUUAUUUCUGAAAAGACAAACUCUCCAUUUGAUAACGUUAAUGACUUUAUUGGAAAUAACGUUUAUAUUCGUGGUGGUGAUCAAGUUAGAUACACUUCAAGAGCAUUUUUUAAUGAUACAGCACUUCAUAGUGGGAUUCCAACACCUCCAAAACUUCCUUGGACUAGAAAAGAUAUUAUAAUUUUAACAAAUGGAUUAUGCCGAUCAUCAUGUGCGCUUAUAACUCAAAGAAUGGCAGAAAUUAAUGCUUCUACCAUAGCCGUUGGUGGAUUUCCGAAUACUCGGUUUUCUUUUGCUCAACGUGCUGGUGGAGAGGCAACAGAUACUUCAUACAUUAAAACUUUAUUUAAACAACUUAAAAAUCUUGAUAGAUCCCUAGUUACUAAAUUAUCUCUUCCUUCAGAUUUAAAGUUGUCUUUUACUUUAGCUGAAGCCUAUAGCAUUAAAAAUCCAGAAGUUAUGGAUUUUGCUUUUAGACCCGCAGAUUAUCAAUUGUACUAUAAUGAACAGAAUGCUAGAGAUCCAAGUCAUUUAUGGAUAAAAGCUGCAAAAUAUUUCAAAAAA
Messenger RNA from Dentiscutata erythropus, 1776 nucleotides. The record is from the annotation of a GenBank genome assembly. Lineage: Eukaryota; Fungi; Glomeromycota; Glomeromycetes; Diversisporales; Gigasporaceae.